GUAUCGUCUGCAAGAUCCUGUGUCACGACCCAAACUGCCUCCUCAUUUUCAUGGAUGAACUUCAUGCUGUCUCGUAUAAUCUUUGGUUGGUGCAUCUUUGUAAACCUGUUGUCGAUCAUAGAUGUCUCCUCUACCGUCAUAAAGCCUAAUGAUCAGAAUGACUGCAAUGAAGAGAUUAGCCAUUUGUUUACUCAACAUCUCAGAAGGCAGGAAUGCCAAGAUAGUUGAGUCUGUAGCUUCAGCUGCUGUAUCUUCUUCAAGUGCUAGUCAGGAAAUGUCUUCAGAUGAUAACAAACUUGGUCUGAAGUGCCAAUCAACCGUUCUCAACAUAUUUUCGGACUAUGACUACAACCGGUCUGUGUUGACGAUAGCAGCCCCCCUCCACCAUCUAUCACAAAGUGUGUACAAUGCAUGCAGGGAGGCAUACAGGCAGGUUGAUAUGAGUAAACAGUGUGGGGGCCACCCUAGACUAGGAGCUGUUGAUCUGUUGCCCAUUUAUCCAUUAUCAGGAGACGUCAGUUUAGAGGAAUGUGGAGCCCUCGCUCGAGAAAUUGCCAGUAAUCUUGCAAGAGAUGUUCCUGGCUCCUCAUUCUUCCUGUUUGGUAGCGCUGACCACCCAAACAACACGGAUCUUGUGGCGAGACGGAGGCAAGUGGGUUGGUUUUUUGGCAACGACGAGAUGGAUUACAGUACUCUCAAACAUGACAUUGGUAGUAAACCAUCAGCUAGAUAUGGACUAACUGGUGUUGGAGCUUCAUUAUAUGUUACUAAUUACAACGUCACAAUCAACACAAAAGAUGUCUCCAUUGGGCACGAUAUUUCCAAAAGGAUUCGGUCAACAACACCAGGUGGUCUUCCAGGGGUCAGAGUGAUGGCCUUUGCCCACGGGGGCAAGGUUGAAAUAGCAUGCAAUGUGGAACACUUUUCAAAUGACAAAACCAAAGAUGUACCUUAUAAGACAAAUGAAGAAAAACAUAAACUGGACAAUCAACCACAUACGUCUACUUACAAGGAUGUGUGCUACACUUCACCUGCCGCCAUCGAAGCCAGGGUGAAGGCAUUGGCAGAGGAACAAGGCGUUACUCUUGAAGGGUCAUCAGUUAUUGGUUUCACACCCCAAGAGGCAUAUGAAUUGGCUGUGCACGCACUCCAGACGGGAAAAGCAGAGUUUUGGCGUACAAGAAAACCUGGAACAAUGAUGUGAUUGCUAUGUAAUAGUUCCAUAUUUCACCAAUUGUUUGUGAAGAAAAUUUUGAAAAUAUAUUCCAUGCAUCAUAUGUGAGCUAACCUAGUUGUUUCAGGAUUCUUUUGAUAGAAGAUCAAAUCAUGCAUUUUGACAAAACAAAAAUGAAAUCUUAGAAUGUAUAAUUAUAAUGUUAUACUUUUUAAUACAAUAAUUCAUUAUAUCUUGGUAUUCAUUGCAGUUCAAGAUUUUGUAGCUUUUAUUAGUUGAUGCCUCAUGCAGAAUAUCAAUAUUGGGAAUACUGCCCUCUGUUGACAACUUGGAUAGGGCAAAACCAAAGAUGACAAUGUAAAAAUGAUUUUACACAUUAACAAUAAUGACGUUUAUACCAUUAAUUUUUAUCUUAUAUUAUUCUCUAAACCCCAGACCGUUUUUAAGAUACCACCUUGUUACAUUCAAUAUUCGCAAAGGUUUGCCAUGGAAUUCUCAAAAAGUAAAUUAUCCUUUUCUAUCAUGAACUUCGAUUUCAAUUUUGCAAGUAACUCAUGAAUGCAUCCUCUUGUUUGAAGUCAAAAACUCCAACAGCGCCCUCACUGAAGCCAAAUUGAAACCCAUCGAUCAUUGGCUGAGAGUUGUGCAUUUUUCACAAUGCUUGACCUCGGUAAGGCAGUCUAUUCCUAGCUCACAAGCCCGCGGGCACGAUAUUUGAUUCUUGAAUUUUGUUUGCAUGACUAUUGGUAAUUACUCAAAAUAUAUUAGCAUAAAACCUUUCUUGAUUACGA
Asterias rubens (European starfish) is the source of this 1965-nucleotide messenger RNA. Its product is annotated as glutamate formimidoyltransferase-like. Gene Ontology annotation, molecular function: folic acid binding; transferase activity. Lineage: Eukaryota; Metazoa; Echinodermata; Asteroidea; Forcipulatida; Asteriidae. The record is from RefSeq and is a predicted model, not a curated record. The transcript is spliced from 5 exons. The coding region runs from base 149 to 1204 and encodes 351 amino acids.